Molecule: messenger RNA, 1508 nt
Organism: Gadus chalcogrammus (walleye pollock)
Lineage: Eukaryota; Metazoa; Chordata; Actinopteri; Gadiformes; Gadidae
Product: type-2 angiotensin II receptor-like
Exons: 2
Coding region: 260-1495 (411 amino acids)
Biological process (GO): immune response; G protein-coupled receptor signaling pathway
Cellular component (GO): membrane
Molecular function (GO): G protein-coupled receptor activity
Source: RefSeq, a predicted model, not a curated record
CCUGCUUCCUUUCUCACACACACCCAGAGCCCCGAGCCUAGAGCCAGAGGACAGGGGGACAGUGAAUGGGCCUGUCAUACUAAUCUUACCUUGAGGACCACUAAACCAUAAACACUAUCAAGGAAUGGACUUUUUCAUAGCAGACCUUUAAAAAAUAAAGAAAAAGGACAUCCCGGACGGGGAGUUGGAGCACCAAAAGACCAAAGACACACCGAUCAAAGACCGACACCGCCCCCCAUAAAGUCACCCGCGUCCGCCCAUGGAGAGUCUCCUGAACUCCACCGCCGGCCCCCCGUUCCCCGCCGACCUCCUCAACGGCUCCUCCGACUGCCCCGGGUGGCCCCCCGUGCCGCAGAGCACCCUCAUCCCGGCGCUCUACGGCGUCAUCUGCCUGGUGGGCAUCGUGGGGAACGCCCUGGCCGUGUACGUCCUGGCCCAGGACGGCAGGGCGCGCCAGACGGUCGCCAACACCUUCAUGCUGAACCUGUGCGUCUCCGACCUGCUCCUGCUGCUCUCCCUGCCGCUGUGGGCCGUCUACUACGCCCUGGGCUUCCACUGGCCCUUCGGACGCCUCGCCUGCAAGCUGUGCGGCGCCGUCCUCCACCUCAACCUCUACGCCUCCAUCUUCUUCAUCGUGUGCAUGAGCGUGGACCGCUACCUGGCCAUCGUGCACCCCCUGCGCUCCCAGAGCUGCCGGGACCCCCGGCGGGCCAAGGUCACCUGCGGGGUGGUGUGGGGGCUGGCCUGGCUGUGCACCACGCCCACGCUGGUGCUGCGGGACACGAGCCACUACGAGACCCUGGGGGUGGAGGUCUGCGCCAUGUUCUACCCCCACGAGAACUGGUACCAGGGCCUGGCCUGGAUGAAGAUCGCGCUGGCCUUCCUGCUGCCCCUGGUGGCGCUCUCCUCCUGCUACUGCGUCAUCGGCCGGCAUCUGCUGGCCGGUGCGGGCAGGGGCGCGAGGCUGGGCGGCCCCCCGGGGCCCCCCGACUCCCAGCAGGGCCACGGUAAAUCAGAGCGACCCCCCGGCGCCUCGGUUGAGGCGGAGCGUGGAGCGCACGCGGCCGGGUCCCGGCGGGGCAGGUCCCUGGAGGGCGGGGGCCUGGAGAGGGUGCUGUGGACGGUGGCGGCGGUGGUGCUGGCCUUCUUCCUCUGCUGGUUCCCCUUCCACUGUCUGACGCUGCUGGAGCUGCUGAGGAGCCACGGCGUGCUGCGCGGCUGCCUGCUGGACUGGUGCGUCCACAACCUCACGGCGCUCGCCCUGUGCCUGGGCUUCUCCAACUCGGCCGUCAACCCCGUGCUCUACUGCUUCAUCGGGAACCACUUCCGGGGCCGGCUGGGGGCCCUGUGCAAGGGGCUGUGUGCGUGCCUGAGCCCCCGCGGGGAGCUGGGCGACCAGAAGAGGGGCUCCUUCAGCACCCGGCUGAGUUCCUUCUCACGGAAACUCAGUGACCUCAAGGACCUGGCCCUGGUUGAGGCGCCGGGAAUACACUGAUGGAUAUUCCGUU